AGUGGGCGUACUGGGUUUUCUGGUCCGACUUGACAAUUCUCUUGUCCUUUAUCACACUUCUUGCACUCUCUGUUGUCCUCUUUGUCGGAGUCCGGUGGGGUGAAGGGGUUCACAUGAAGGAUUUAAGCCCAUACCAGCGGCAGCAAGUACUCAUUGCUUACUUUCUCUACUCCGUCUUCUACAAGUGGGGUGCCGGAAUUUCCAAGAUGGCGACUUGUUUCCUGCUCCUCGCCAUAUCGGCACCGCAUAUGGUUGCCUUCAACCGUUUCUGCCUCGGCAUGAUAGCAUACAUUCUCGGAUAUAGCAUUAGUUGCUCCAUUGCUACCGUGUUCCAGUGCGGAUCCGACCCGCGGGCGAACUGGGAUCCCAGCCUCGACCGGAAAGACUGCUUCUACAAGCCCCCCUUUUGGUUCGCACACGGAGGGCUCAACAUUGUGGCCAUCAUUGCCACCGGGACCUUGCCAUGGUGGCUCUUCAUGAAAGUCACGGUCCGGCGCAGACACUGGAUUGCGACAUUGAUGACAAUCCUCGUCAUUGGCGAACUUGUUCCGUCCGUCUAUCGUCUCUACGGUCUCUAUCUGUCUUCUCAGCACCUUGAUGAUAUAUCUUAUAUCACAACUACUGGCAUCUUUGUAUCGCAGCUGGAGGUCGAAUUUGGCGUAACCGCGGCGUGCGUGCCCACCAUGCUCAAGAUCCUGGAGGAGGGCUGGGAUUUUUUCAGCCUAAAGGUUCUCGGCAGGAGGAGGGAUUCGGGGCCAGAGAUUGUUGCUGGUGACAGCCGCGAAAAUAUGAUCAACAGGGACGAAUCAGGGGAAAUUAGGGUGGAAAAGACAUAUGCCGUGUCUUCCAGCAGCGGGACCGGGGCUGAGGAAUUCGGGGGCUGA
Molecule: messenger RNA, 884 nt
Organism: Phialemonium atrogriseum
Lineage: Eukaryota; Fungi; Ascomycota; Sordariomycetes; Cephalothecales; Cephalothecaceae
Exons: 7
Coding region: 114-884 (256 amino acids)
Source: RefSeq, a predicted model, not a curated record